Molecule: messenger RNA, 3155 nt
Organism: Drosophila kikkawai
Lineage: Eukaryota; Metazoa; Arthropoda; Insecta; Diptera; Drosophilidae
Source: RefSeq, a predicted model, not a curated record
GAUCGGUUGGACAUCGAGGGCUCAAGCACGACCAACGUGAAGAUGAAUUUCUUUGGCGCCUUUAUUGCGCUCGCCAUCUGCGCGCUCUGUGGAUUAACCCAAGCGGAUAUAUCGCUCAAGCUCCGGCAGCAGCAGCAGCAGCAGCAGCAGCAGUUCCAGGAGAGCAACUAUGGCAACUCCGGCUACCAGAUCUUCGAGGUGCACAACCACUUUGCGGGCAAGGGUCCGGCCUAUCUGCCGCCCCAGGAGCAGGUCCAUCAGCAGCAGCAGCAGGUUCCGGUUCAGGUUCAGGUUCAGGCCCAGGCUUUAGCUCCAUCGCUGGCCCAUGGCCAUGAUGACAGCUUGGCUGUGUCCUUCUUGAACUUUGCCGAUGCCCCUGCCCCUACUCCCGCUGCAUCUGCUUCUCCAGUGGCCGUCCCCUUCCCCUCCAACUACCAGCAUGACUUCCAGCGCCAGGAGGCAGCUCCAGUUGCAGCGCCAGUUGCUGCUCCAGUUCCAGCUUCUAUUCCUGCUCCAGCUGCUUUUAGUGGCCAAAGCUACUUGCCGCCCACGGUGCAGUCUCAGCCCCAAGUGGUUCCCCAGCAGCAGCAGCAGCAACAAUACCUGGCUCCCACCGUUGCCCAGGAGGUUUCCCAGCCUGUUUCCAAUUACCAGGCACCGGAUUACCUUCCGCCAACAGCCACGCCUAUAAGCUACCAGCAGCAGCCUCAGCAGCAGCCACAGCAGCAGCCUCUUCAGCAGCCUCAGCAGGUAUUCCAGGGACCCACUUACCUGCCUCCAGUGAGUAGCACGGCCAGCAGCAGCAGCAGUGGCAUCAGCAGCGUGGGAAUCAGCAGCACUACUUCCGUCCAGGCUCAGAGCACGGCCGAGUAUCAAGCUCCUGGCUAUCUACCACCCCAGCAGCAAGUCCAGCAAGUUCAGCAAGUGCAGCAAGUGCAGCAGGUGCAACAUCAGCAGCAACAUCAGCAAAUUUCCGUGCAGGAGCAGGCUCAGGAGUACCAGGCUCCUGGAUAUCUGCCACCUGGCUAUGACUACUCCAAUCCCGACCAGCUGCCAUUGUCGCUGACCCAAACCGUGGCCCCCCAGCAGAGUGUUUCCUCCGUGCAGAGUGUCGCCUCCGUUCAGAGUGUCUCCACCGUGCAACAGGCUUCCGGGGAGUAUCGUGCCCCUGGCUACCUGCCACCUGGCUACGAUGAGCCACGUCCUCAGGUCCAGACUCAGAUUCAGGCACAGCCACAGAUCUCCUACCAGCAGCCACAGGUUCAGGUGCAGCACCAGCAGGUGCAGCAGCAGCAGGUAACCGUCGCUGCUCCCACACAGGCUACAGUGAGUCAUCCCGGCGCCUUGCCCGAUGGCUAUGACUUCAUCAAGCCUGAUAAUGCAGAGGCAGCUAUUGCCGAGCUGCACAGCCUCCAGACGCAGACCAAGUUGCUCAAGCAACAGCAGGAGCAACAGUUGCUGCUCCAACAGCAGCAGCAACAGCAGCAGCAGCAACAACAGCAGCAGCAGCAGCAGCAGCAACAGGAGCAUCACCAUCACCAUCAUAACCAGCAGCAGCAGCAGGUCAUUGUCCAGUCCCAGUUGCAGGUGUCGCAGCAGCAGCAGGGCGCUGACAUCGUCUAUGGUCGCCCCAAGGCCCAGGCACAGCCAGUGGCACCUCAGCACUUUACGGCUCCGGGUUACCUGCCCCCAUCCACUGCUCCGGCAUUGGCUCCGGUUCCUGUUUCUGCACCUGCACCUGUGCCAGUUUCUAUUCCAGCUCCAGCUCCCUUGCCAGCUCCAGCUUCGGCUCCAGUCUCUGUUUCCGUUUCCAGCUCUUACCAGCAUCACCAUCAUCAGCAGCAGCAACAACAAUAUAGAGCUUCCGGUUACCUGCCCCCAGCUCCUGCUCCUGCACCCAUCCAUGUGGCAGCCCCUGCUCCUGCACCCGUCCAUGUGACAGCCCCUGCUCCUGCACCCAUCCAUGUGGCAACUCCUGCUCCGUCUCCUGUCCAUGUGGCAGCUCCUGCUCCUGCACCCGUCCAUGUGCCAGCUCCUGCGCCUGUUCGCAUUGCAGCUCCUGCGCCCGCUCCUAUUGCCCUGCCUGCCCCUGCGCCCACCCAAGUGACCCACAUCCACUCCCUGAGAAGCUACAUGAACACCGUGCAGCCCUUCGCUCGCUAUGCACAGCCUGUGAGUGUUCGCCAGCAGCAGCACCAGCACCAUGUCCAUCACCAGGUGCAGCAGCAGCAUCAGCAUCAGCACCAUCAACAGGUGAUCGAGGUGGCGCCCAUGUACCGUGAGCAGUCCAAGCGUCCCCGCUUUUAUGCUCCCGCCUUCGUGAGCAGCGCUGUGCCCCGCCAGGCAGCCCCGCAGCCCCAGCAGCACCUGCACCAUCACUACCACCGCGUGGUGCAGAGCCAGAAGCUGCAGCCCAUUCCCGUCUCCAUCCCAGCGCCAGCGCCCACGCUGAGCUUCAAGGCACAGCAGUCGCUGCAAAAGUUCAUGCCCAAGGAUGUCCAGGUUGCGGUUAAUGUGGCCAUGGCGGCCACUGCCCCGGUGGCGGCUCCUCCCUCGCUGCGCGGCAGCUCCCGGGUGCGAACCGUUCAGAUUGUGAAGCCCCAUGCGACGCGCACCUUCAAGGUGCUGGAGACCCUCGACCAGGCGGGCGUCAAGACCAUUAAGAUUUUGGGAGCCAGCAAUGAGCAGCCUCAGGGCCGGCAUCAUGUGGUCAAGGUGGUCACCCAGAAUGCGCACAGCGGUGCCGAGAGUCAUGUCCAGACGGUGAAGAUCUUCGAUGACCAGGCGCCGCUCAGGCUUCAGGCGCAGCCCCAGAUUGGUGGUGGCGCCGCCUACCUGCCGCCGGCGCGUCCCAGGACCAGGAUCGUCCGCCAGGCCAGCAAGCCGCUGCGUCUGUAUCCCGUGGCCAGCCUGUGAGGAGGGAGAUCAAGGGAUCCGCUCCCAGCACUGAUUAGUUGUUAAUUUCAUCAUCGAGAGGCACCUCGUGUCGUUUUGUUAGUUUUUUUUUUUGUUAUUUUUUGUUAUUUUCUCGCUGCCUCAUUUCGCAUGCAUUCCAAUCGCCGAAAUCCAUACAUCCGAAUCCGCAUCUGGGUCUCCAAGAUGAGUCCGAAUCGCAAUCGAAAUCAAAUCAUUUGCAUGCAAUAGCAACUGGCGAC